UCAGGAGGACUUAUAUGAGAGAGACUCGUUAUCCAUCUAUGGAGGCCGGGCCUCACAGAUAGCGAAAAGAGAGGAAAGGGAGAGAGAAGGUGUGUUGUUUGAGAGUGUGAGAAGGGGCAAGAGGAGUGUUCGUCCAAACGUCAGGAGAGAGCGGACCCCUCUUGAGAGUUCUACUGACACCCCUUCCUCCGGCAUGRCGAACAUCACAUCUGCCCAAUGGCAGGCCAUGYUGGAUACAGCGGACGAGAGCCAGAAACCAUUCUUUCAAAAACUGUAUGAUGAUGCCGUGCAGAGAGAAAGGGAGGCAGCGGCAGCAGCUAGAGCCGCCGACAUUGCUGAUCAGGUGGCUCUCUUCCGGAUCCCGGAAACUAAUGCUGACCGGUUCCGGGAGAAACUAGCUGCUGCUGUAGGAACCUUGGUCCGACUGCGGACCUUGGAAGACUUUGAGUCUCGUAUGACAGGACUUGAGCAGUGGAACGAAGAGCUGCAGGCUAAGGUAAUUAGCCUUGAACAGUCCCAGUUGUCUGCCUCCCGCCCUCCUAACCCUCGAUCUGCUGUAAUCCCAGUCUCUAAGCCCAACACAACCCUCGUUCCAAGGGCCAGCGGAACUGCGGUAAGUGCAGGAACCGGAGCAAGCUCCUCAAGCGGCAACACCGGUAGUUCUGCACUGAUCGCAGUCCCAAAUGUAGGGACUUCAGCCCAAAACGCCACAGUCCUUACUGAAGUUCAGUACAACGGUCCCAUGGUGGACAAGCGGGCGACCACGCUGCCGUCCAAGUACGACGGGAAGGCUGACAUCACCUCUUGGAUUAGUUUCAUGCGGUCAUACUUCGAGGUCAUGCGGACACCGCAAGAGGACCGAAGUAUGAUCAUGGGAACUAAUACCGAGUCCGUACGAAACCACAUUGAGCUCCAAGCUGUUGCUGCAGGCUAUGCACGUAUAGACCUGACUGAUUGGCUGAAGGUCACCCCAGUUCGCACCCUUGAGGAUCUUCUCCUUGACUGGUAUCAGGAUAAACAUGCUGCGCUGAAGGCUAGACUGAAGCUUGAGGCCCUCAAGGGCCAAACAUGGAGGUCAUCCAUGCAGGCUUUGGAACAGCACCUGACUGGUCUAUUCACCACUCCGGAUCUAGGAAUGACUGACGUGUCUUGCAUGGAUGUAGUCAUGGGAGUGGCCCCUAAAGAAUACCUCUCCCUGCUAGCAAUCAAGGACCAUGCUACCUGGCGAGAGCUCAUGAAGGACCUAGUCGACCUAGAGGCCAAGGACCUCGCCAGGCGCAAGAAGGCGCCCGCUGCGGGUGGGAAACCACAACGCAAACUGUUUGGAGGCAGCAACCAGCUUGCAUUGCAUGAUCAUCGGGAGGCUGACGAUCAGUCCUAUGCGGAUGAUCUGCCUCUAGAUGACGAUCUAGAGCCGGACUCCGAUACGGGCUGAUUGCUAUCGUCUUCAGGGAAACAGGCAAGGGUUGUAGAGGAGACAUCAGCACUCUCUACAACAAGAGAAGCUGAGCAGUCAGUUGCAGACCCCUCCGAGGAGCCUGAAUCUGAUCAGCAGCGUGCUCUUGAAGCCCAAACUAACGCUGAUUCCAAGGCUGAGAAAGUCCAAGUGUUAUACACUGAGCCUUGGGAAGAGUCUAAAGAGGUCAACCUCCACGCCCACAUGGAGCAUUGGCUGCAGCUCAAGCAGCAACGCCGUGUCCAAGGGAGCGUGGAGCUGACUUUCUUUAAACUGCUCAUUAACUGCCGAUACAUCCGCGUGCUGAUUGACAGUGGUUCGACCACUAACUUCUUCUCUCCGAACGGGAUUCGUAAGGCGGGCCUGGGUAUGAAGCAAGUGGAACUGCAGAACCCUUGCCGGACUGAGGUGGGCAACCAAGAGGUUGUCACUUCCACUCAUGCUGUCAAAGGUGUGCGCAUCACCUUUGACAAAGACCGCACUGUCACACACGAGCUGAAUUUCUAUGUCUUGGACAAGUGUCCUUUCGACGCGGUUAUUGGCUUGGGCCGGCUAAAGGCUCAUUGCCUAAGGACCACGUGGGGGGACAAUCAGUUCGUGGUACUUGAUGCCAAGGGGAACGAGCGUACCGUCUUACUAGAUGAGACGCGUGAGUCCCUUAUGACUCUUCGAAGUGCUAACAAAUUCUGCAGGCAUAAGCCUUAUGGACUACUGAGACCUCUUCCCAUUCCCGAUGGACCCGGCGAGUCGAUUUCCAUCGACUUCACGGACAUGAGAAAGGUGAGUGAGGCUGGGAAUUCACAAUUCAUGGUCAUUGUGGACCGCUUCUCCAAAUUUCAGAACUUGAUUCCUCUCCCUCCUCACACCCCGACUGAACUUGUCAUAGAAGAAUUCCAUCUGCAGUACAUUCUGCAGUCCGGCGUCCCGAAAACUAUUGUGAGUGAUCGGGAUACCAGAUUCAUCAGCAAAGAUUGGAAAGACUUCACAUCUCAGAUCUACGACAUCAAACUGAACAGGACUUCUGGUCGUCACCCCGAAGCCAACGGAUUGGCUGAGGAGAUCAACCAGACUGUCAUCCAAUUGCUUUGCGCACUAAUUUUUCCAGAUCAGAACACGUGGGACAAGGAAUUGCACAUAGUGAAGGGACUGUACAACAACUCCAUUCACUCUGCGACUGGUGUGACACCAAACCAAUUGCAGUAUGGAUGGCCGAUGCGUAAUCCCCUCUCCUAUCUGUUCCCUGAACGGUCACCUGGUCUGAUGCCCGACAUGCCUGGCUACAAUGCCAAGUACGCACGCUUGCUCAAAGCUGUUACAACAGCUAUGAACAAGCACCAGCAUGCCAUGAUCAAACAUGCCAAUAAGCGGCGCAAAGAAGAAAAGUUCAAAGUAGGGGAUUAUGUUUGGGUCAAAAUAUACGAGUUUUCUGAUGAAGAGGGCAUAUCACGGAAGCUUUUUCCACUGUACUACGGCCCUUGGCAGAUUCUGAUGGUAGUCGGGGAUGAUUUCGGUCCUUCGUAUGUGAUUGACGUGCCUCCUCAUCUGCGCACGUAUCCAGUCUUCCAUGCCUCCAAAUUGUUCCCACACAUUGAUGAUGAGACUUUUCCCUUCCGUGAUCCUAUGAUACCUCGCCCUAUUGACGGCGGCCAUGAGAUUGACAGAAUCCUUUCUCACGAGAGGAGAGGAAGGAACAGAUAGUACAAAGUUCAUUUCCUCUACCACCCGUUGAACGAAUUCUUCUGGAUCGACCGGAAAGAACUGAUAAAGAGUGUUCCACGUG
This is a messenger RNA of Chara braunii, 3236 nucleotides long. The record is from the annotation of a GenBank genome assembly. NCBI's taxonomy places the organism in Eukaryota, Viridiplantae, Streptophyta, Charophyceae, Charales, Characeae.